CCGCACAAUCUAUUCAUCCAGGCGAGAGCUCCAAGUCUACAUGAAGACUUGUACAACAAUCGGGAAUCACCAUCACCGACGAAUACUUUCCGACUUCUUCUAAUCCUUUGACAUCGGAAUCUACUCGUAUUGAGAAAACUACCCAUGCCAUUUUACUGAAAAUAUGCUCCGAAUGCGCUCUGGUAUAUAGUAUGAGAGCAGUGCUUCCUGGAAAGGCACAGGCCAAGCUUCAAGCUGUCUGUACUGGUUAUUGGGCCAACAGGAGGCUCAUAGUGAGUCUGAAUCAAAUCGCAGACAGUCUGCAUUAUAUUCUUUUUUACCUUACUAAGAUUAUACAGGCCUAUGUCACAGGAAAUGCUUUCGUUAUACUUACUGGCGCUGACACGAUCCUACAAACGAUAUACGACGACGACGACACUCAACUCGAGGCUAUCGCGCUAGACGAAGCCAGCGGGAAGAUUGCAACAUGCGCGGGUUCUAAUAUAAGGGUUUAUAAGCCAUACGGGCAGGAUGAAGGGGCGCUGAAGGUUAGCAUUGCACAACCUUAGCUUGCUGGCCUUUUUAGAAUGCGGCGCUGAACAAAUUUAGUGGUCUCUACAACAUAGCAUUUCAAUCGACGAGAGUGGGAAAGAUACAGCAAACACACUGUCAUGGGGAAUAGCGGAAGAACUGUUGGUGGGGAGCUCAUGGCUUACUUUAUUCUCGACAAUAGAUGCGCCGGUUGUAGUUUGGAAACAACAACUUGCGAACCCGGCCAAGUUCGCAAACUUCUCGUAUGAUUCGGCAUUCAUCGCGUCUAGUGGAAAGUACGAUAGGCUCGUGAAGAUAUGGAGGAGACUGUCGUUCGGGAAUGAUGACACAAGAUUCGACUUCACCUACCUACCGCAUCCGCGAACUGUCACAAAUAUGCACUGGAGAAGGCCGUUUCACAUCGACCAAACAAUUGAUAAUGUUCUGUAUACGGUGUGUGCGGACAAUGUUCUGAGGAUCUGGGCGCCGAGCGAUGUUCAUUCAUUACAAAGUCUACAGCUGUGGGGUCAGAUCGACUUACAUGAAUCCAUACAACCGAGAGGAUUGGACGGGAACAGGGCGUCGAAGCUAAGGUUUGCAUUUAUCAUCGAUGGAAAAGAUUUUACGGUUGCUACAGAACAUGCAGUACAGGAGAGGGCAGCGACCGACUCGGAGGAUGACCAUGCCCUAGCGCAUUUGAUCGAGGUUGCGAAUCGUAAUCCGGAAAUUUGCGUUGUACUGGAUGAACAUGGGCAUCUAUCUGCAUGGGGCCUGGAAAAUGUUGGGUCUAAAAUAAAGCAACAGACGAAUAUUUUUAACAUUGCACAUAUUGAUGGUGUGGAAUUGUCUUUCCCAACGGAACUGGCCGAUGAUACAAGCUAUGUUCAGCUCUAUAAUUUCUGCAACCAGUCUGGCGGGAAUCUCAAUGUUCUAGUCCAUCAUUUUGAUGGUAAAAUUGAGUUUUUUGAGACCAAUGUAGCCAAUUUGUUUGAUUCUUCACCAAGAACGCAUCGCCUCAUAUCGAAAGCACUGUGGACGGGCCAUUCAGGUCCUGUCAAGAAAAUUGUGCGUAAUGUUAGUGGACGAGCAGUAGUAUCUCGCACAGAUGGCAAUGAAAGUAUAGUUUGGAAGCAUAUGGAACACGCGGGUGGAACCUCAGUAUUUCGUCAAAGCAUUAUCUCACAAACUGAGCACGUCCAUAGGAUAUGUGUUAUGAGAAAGGGAAAAUUCGUGAUAUAUUUACAUCACGAUCAUAUUACCCUGUGGGAUACGAGACAUCCCGCGGCGGUCAAACUAGCAGACUGUAAAUUUUCUGUCAUGGGGAAGCCAUUGUGCAUACUCAUGCUACCUGAAGUCAAUAAGGAGGGUCCUGUCGCUCAUGUCGCUACAAUUACUUCGAAGAUGAAAGGUAUUGUUUGGGAGGUCCAGCUGCCUCAAAGAAGGGGAAGUCUUCAGAUCAAUGGGGACCACCAAGAGGCUUCCAUUCGUGAAUUCUGUAAAUUUGACCUUGGAGAUAAUGACGAUCUAGCAUAUGUUUUACCAGUAGAUCCAGCUGGAUCUCCUCCUGUCAUCUCCGGAUUUUUGGACACUUUUGCGAGAGAUAUUGCUAUCUCCUAUACUUAUUCUGGACUUUUAAGGUCUUGGACCGCCCGGAUUGACUUCGAAAAGGAAAAGGUUGAUUGGCUACAGACUUGUUCGGUAGACACAGGUAUCAGCGAGCCUGCUUUAGCUAGUGGAAGCUCUAUACGGAAAGCUGCACUCGUGAACUCAACUAGAUCUGAGUUAACAAUAUGGGACGUCCGAGGUGCCCGCCUUGAGUAUUCUCAGGACUAUGAAUCCCAGGAUACAAUCCAGGAUCUGGAUUGGACUUCAACUCCAGACGACCAAUCUAUUCUUGCUGUAGGCUUUCGUUAUCGAGUUGUAUUAUUAGCUCAAAUGCGAUACGAUUAUUUGGAUAAAGGACCAGCAUGGGCAACAAUUCGAGAAGUUAAUAUUCGAGAUUUGACACCCCACCCAAUUGGUGAUUCAACCUGGUUAGGAGGUGGUAACUUCAUCGUUGGGGCAGGUAAUCAGUUGUUCGUUUAUGAUAAGGAGGUCGACUCUUCAGCAUCAAUAGUUUUACCUUACCGCAAAACUCCUUGGGACCUCUUCGACAUCGUUUCUAGACUAAAUGGCCCGCUUCCGGUUUAUCAUCCACAAUUCUUGAGCCAAUACAUACUUGCCGGCAAGAAUUUAUUAGUGCAGCAUAUUUUGUUAGCACUAUACAAGGUCCUUAAAUAUUACAUUGAGGGUGAAGCAAUCGACUCGCACCUCGGAAUGAACAUAGAAGAUUUCUACAUUAGCUCAGACAAUGUAUCUUCAGCUAGUAAAGGAAUUAGAUCUGCAUUUGAUGGCAUUUCCGACUAUGACGAUGUGGAGACAGUUACGGAAGACGUUGCUGCUUCCAUAACCGAGAGAUUGACGCAGAUUGCGCUGCCUCAGCUUUCGAGACAGGAACAAAUUCACCUGGCUGAUAUUGUUGAAUGUGUCGGUAUUGUUGAACGCCAGCGUAGAUCUAUGGAUGACAAUGCUGCAAGAUUUAUGCUAUUCUUUAGGCAGCAUGUCUUGCGUCGUGGUCGUGCCAAUGAACUUAGUCUGUCUUGGAGAGAGAUUAAUUGGGCAUACCAUAGUAAUAGUCAGGAUAUCCUGGCAGAUAUGGUCUCACGACAAUUCCAUGGAAGGAUGCUUUGGGAACAUGCACGGGAGAGUGGUAUCUUUAUGUGGAUGACGGAUGCAAAUGCUCUGGUAUGUAGUUAUUUUGUAUUGAAAUUUGAGGAAGCUAACAAAGAACAGAAAGCUCAAUUUGAAGUCAUUGCGCGGAAUGAAUACACAAAGAGCGAUCUUAAAAACCCUAUAGAUUGCAGUUUGUAUUAUCUUGCGCUGAAGAAAAAGGCGGUACUUCAAGGUCUAUGGCGCAUGGCUGCGUGGAAUCGUGAACAAGGGGCUACGUCAAGACUCCUAGCGAAUAAUUUUUCCGAAAAGAAGUGGCGGACUGCUGCAAUGAAGAAUGCCUAUGCUUUGCUUGGGAAGCGUCGAUUUGGUGAGUAAUGCUUUGCUGGUCUUAUUUGAUCCAUGCUAACCAUGUUUAGAAUAUGCUGCGGCUUUCUUCUUAUUGGCAGAUUGUCUCAAAGAUGCCAUCAAUGUGAUUCUGAGUCAACUCAAAGAUCUUCAACUUGCGAUAGCAGUCACCCGUGUAUAUGAGGGUGAGCACGGUCCUGUUCUCAAAGAACUUCUUGAAGAAAAGGUUCUACCGUUAGCUGCCCAGGAAGGUAACCGAUGGCUUGCAUCGUGGGCUUUCUGGAUGCUGCAUCGUCGUGAUAUGGCUGUGCGAGCCUUGAUCGUAAGAAUCCGUACAAUUUAUUUGCCAGACUUGAUCCAAAUACUAACAAUAUCGUUCUAGUCGCCAGUUUAUACUCUUCUUGAAAGCCCACAAUCACCUGAUCUCCAAGCAAAACUUUUCCUAACCGAUGAUCCUGCUCUAGUUGUUCUUUACUCGCAGCUUCGUCAAAAGACCUUACAGACCCUACGUGGCGCAUCCAAAGUCACUCCAAAGGUCGAAUGGGCGUUCGUAUUGCACAAUUCAAGACUAUAUGAUCGCAUGGGUUGUGAUUUAUUGGCAUUAGAUUUGGUGAGGAAUUGGGAGUUCAUGCUCCCAACCAAACUAGACUUUAAGAGCUUCGAUGGAGAAAUAAAUCCCAGAAAGAUGUUGAGAAGAAGGAGCUCGCUAGUAGUAGCCGACUUGCCUAUUAGUGGAAUUGGACCUGCAGCCGCGGAUACAAAAGAAGCAAUAGCUAUACAUGGCCAAACUCAUAAGCCGCCACCAACUGUGUUCGAAGAACCGGAGGCUAAUAGUCUGUUGGAUAGUUUCGGUUUUUAGUCUUGAGGGUUCACAUUUUUCAUGGCGUUGUACUUUAGCUUUGUGUUGCAUACCCCUACCUGGUCUUGGGGUGAUAUUUUGGGCUUGGACAAUAAGGGACUUAUGGUAUAUCGUAAUGCAUAGCGUCUGGAUGGGGAAAUCCGGUGUUGUGAGUCUACGGUACCAGCGCACUGCUACCGGCCGGCCGGAUUUCACCCGGAAUUUUUAUCAAUACUAUUCUAUUCAAUCUUUAUUAAUAAAUUAACAUUUCAUUAUUUUGAUAUAAAAUUUUGAUAUAUUUGAG
Molecule: messenger RNA, 4709 nt
Organism: Sclerotinia trifoliorum
Lineage: Eukaryota; Fungi; Ascomycota; Leotiomycetes; Helotiales; Sclerotiniaceae
Source: the annotation of a GenBank genome assembly